Molecule: messenger RNA, 744 nt
Organism: Purpureocillium lilacinum
Lineage: Eukaryota; Fungi; Ascomycota; Sordariomycetes; Hypocreales; Ophiocordycipitaceae
Source: RefSeq, a predicted model, not a curated record
AUGGCACAGAUGCAAUCGAUCUUACCUUGUAGUAGGGCAGCAGAGGCCCCGACGAGCGCGCCACAGCGGCCCGGGCAUUGGGCACCGCGAGUGAAGCUCGAGUCGGUCGUCCCCGUCGAGGGCCGAACCAGACUGCCGGACAGCCAGGAGGUGGGGGCGGCUGCGUUUCAAACGCCUGCACAGAGGGUCCCGGGCAAGACACGAUGCGAUGCGCCUGUCGCAGACCCGUCCCGCUUGAACGGCGGCGGCUGGCCCGACGACGUCUGUAGCAGCUUGGGCGAGAUGAGGACGGACCGUGUGGAGCGCAGGCCCUGGUGGCUUGAAACAGGGGAGGCCCGGGGCCGGGACGUGACGACGCGGAGUUCUCUCACGCAGGCCCGCGCCAGCAGCGCCAACGGGCAGAGUUAUUGCCGACGGCGUGAAACGGAGGUGGUGAUGAGUGAGCGGCGCUGGGCCGGUGAUCGCGCACCCGUCCACGUCGAUUUCUGUUGCUUGCGCCUGUGCCUGGCGUCGGAAGCAGCCCCGGGUGGCCCUGUGUCGCGUCCAAUUGCCCCCCGCCCUCCGGGGCCAAAUUCCAUGGGCAGUCGAGUCCAUGGCAUCGUCCGGCGGUCGGCCGGUCAAAUCGCCGACGAGGGCGGGCGCACGCGCAGGCAGCAAAUGUCGUGGGACAGGCGCGCGAGGGUUGGGAGAAGCCCCUUUGUGGCUUUUGGCUCCCACGUUGUUGGUGGGCAUUGUGGCAUUUGA